GAGGUCAAAGUUCAUUUGAACCCGGAACAUCAACAAAGUGACUUGAAUCUUCCUCCGGUUCUCACCGACAUGUUCUCCGCUUCACUGCCCACAAACCGUGUCCUGGUGGCGGCUGUCAGCCUGCUGCUCGCCCGCCUGUCCUGCUCCUCCCGGUCGCUCCCGGACAUCCCGCACAUCGCCGCUUACUUCGGGACGAAGACCCGGUACGAAGAGGUGAACCCGCAGCUGCUGCGGGACGUGUUCUCCGUUAACGCGUCCGUCCUCAUGGCCCCGGACACCGAGCGCUGCUCCCCGGUCCACCUGACCGCCGUCAUCAGGCACGGGAGCCGCUACCCGACCGUCAAGAACAUCCGCAGGAUCCAGAGACUGAGCCAGCUGGUCCGGGGAGAAGCCUCCAGAGGCCCCGGCGGCUCCGAGGACUGGCUGCGGGACAUCCAGAGCCGCUGGGAGAUGUGGUACACCGAGGACAUGGACGGUCAGCUGGUGAUGAAAGGCAGGGACGACCUCCGGCAGCUGGCCGGACGCCUGGCCACCUUGUUCCCGUCUCUGCUGUCGGACGAGAACCUGAUGAAGAGGAGGAUCAGUUUCAGGACCAGCUCCAAGCAUCGAUGUGUGAGCAGCGUGGAGGCGUUUCAGGACGGGCUGAUGGAGCACUGGGGACACACCCACUUCUCAGAGGACAGGUACAGCCACGUUGUGGACGAUCAGCUGAUGCGUUUCUUUGAGCGUUGCCGUGGUUACGUGGAGGGUGUGGAGAACAACCGCUCGGCGCUGCUGGAGGUGGACAAGUUCAAACAUGGGGACGAGAUGGAGGGAGUGAGGAGGAGGACGGAGGAGAGACUGAACCUUCCUCAGCACCGACUCACACCAGAUCUUGUUGAAGCAGCGUUCUUCCUGUGUUCCUAUGAGCUCUCCAUCAAAUCUCUUUAUUCUCCGUGGUGUUUCCUGUUCGACGAGAACGACGCCAAGGUGCUGGAGUACAAGUCGGACCUGAAGCAGUACUGGAAGCGCUCUCAUGGUCAUGUGAUCAGCAGUCUGUCCAGCUGUCCUCUCUUCCAUCACAUCUUCAGGACGCUCGACAAAGCUGGACGUCCCCGCAGGUCCAGUGAGGCGUCGCCCGAGCCGGCUUCCAUCCUGCUGGGUCACGCUGAGACGCUCCUCCCCCUCCUCUCCCUGCUGGGACUCUACAAAGACCAGACUCCGCCGACUGCCAACAACUACCAAUCACAGCACGGAAGAAGUUUCCGGACCAGCCGGAUCGUCCCCUACGCCGCCAACCUGCUCUUCGUCCUGUACGACUGCCAGCGAGGCCCCCGCGUGCAGCUACUCAUUAACGAGUCUCCGGUUCGAUUCCCGGGGCUGGAAUCGGAGGUUGCCCCGCUGUACCGGGACGUCCGGGCCACGUACCGCCACCUACUGGACGGCUGUGACUUCCACAUGGAGUGUGAGGGGAGGAGCGGAGGUCGAGGACCAAACACUGAGCUCUGAGAGCGAUUUAAAGGCAGCAACGCCCCCUGCUGGUCAUCCACUCAGGAGACGAGACGCCACGACUCAGUGAACUUUUAACCUUUGAACCUCGACGAGGACACAGUUUUACUUUGAAACUUUACGUUGUUUAUUUAAUCUGAUGUUAAUGAUCAUGUGACGGGUUUAUUUGAUUUUCUACUGAUUCUGAUUUGUUGAUGAUUUUACUUAUGGGAUGUCUCAGUCUGAGGGAAGGUUUUCACAAUAAAAGCUCUGGUUCGUCUGUGGUGAUGGAAAUAGAUUAGUUUUGCCGUCAGGGUGAAUUUGUUUUUGGCCUUUGUGCCUAAAAUGGUUAAAAGUGACGAUUCAGAUUUUUAUAAAUUGUCCCUUUUUUCAGAUUAUUUAAAAUUUGUUUUUGUUUUUAUUUUCUGUGAUGCCAAAUCUUUCUAAAUAAAAGCUUUAAAAAUA
Molecule: messenger RNA, 1932 nt
Organism: Hippoglossus stenolepis (Pacific halibut)
Lineage: Eukaryota; Metazoa; Chordata; Actinopteri; Pleuronectiformes; Pleuronectidae
Gene: minpp1b
Product: multiple inositol-polyphosphate phosphatase 1b
Exons: 8
Coding region: 70-1488 (472 amino acids)
Molecular function (GO): inositol phosphate phosphatase activity; acid phosphatase activity
Source: RefSeq, a predicted model, not a curated record